Messenger RNA from Psylliodes chrysocephalus, 2453 nucleotides. The record is from the annotation of a GenBank genome assembly. Lineage: Eukaryota; Metazoa; Arthropoda; Insecta; Coleoptera; Chrysomelidae.
UGCGACCCAUUUUGAGCAAUCUAUAUAACUAUAUUUUAUUGGCCCUGUCAAAAGUGUCAAAGUCAAUUUGACGUUUCAAUUUAUAAAAAUGGAAGAAAACAAGAAAAUUAAUUUUAUUUUUGUUGAUUUUUGCUUUAAUUGAUAUUUUCACUGAUUCACUGUAUAGAGUUAUAAAUAAUUAUGAGUACUUACGAGAUAAGUAAAUCAUCGUUGUUAAGUCUAAAAGCUGAAAUAUUAAGAAAACAACAAGAGUUAUCCAAAGCGAAACUUGAAAAUGAAGUAAAGAAAAAAGUUUUAAAAAACAAUCCAUUAGAUAUUAAAAAUAAAGGUAUCGAACUAAGAGAAAAGAAUGAUCAGACAGACGAACAUGAAGACUUGUUAAAACAGUCCAGAUCAGUUUUAGAACGUAAAGCUCGCUUGUAUGAUAAAUUGUCAUCAGGAAAACAAUCUGCAGAAAAUGAAGAAAUAAGUAAAAAUUAUCUUGUAAGAUUUGAUAAGAAAAGGCCACCUAUUGAGGAUUUGGCCCCAGACCACACUGAGUCUCAUAAAAACUCUUCAGAAAGUGAUGACAAUUACUAUGAAAGUGAUGGAGAAAAUGAUAAGGAUCCUAGUCAAAAAUGGGUUGACUAUGUAGAUUGUUUUGGAAGAACCAAAAUGUGUAUGCAAAAAGAUUUGGAGUUCUUAAAGUCAAAAGAUAAGGAACUAGGUGGAACUAUUGAAGAAAAGGAACAAAAUCCGAACUUAGAAGCUAGCUAUAAAGAUGAUGACUUUGGGCUCAAAGAAAAAACAGAACCAACAAAAUCUACUGCUUCUCCAAAUGAAGAAUCUGAAUUAUUGUCUAGUGAUAUGAGAAGAGAACUUUUAAGACAGCAAUGGGAACGCGAAGAAGAAGAAUUGUGUAAUAAAACAGACAUUCAUUAUCAGGAUAUAUUAUUUGGAGAGGCUAGAUCUCAUGGUGUGGGUUACUAUGGUUUUUCAAAAGAUGAAGAAGAAAGAAGUAAACAACAAGAAGCUUUAAGAAAAUUGCGUGAAGAAACUAAAUUAAAGCAGAAAAAGGCACAAGAACUGAGAAACUCCAGAGAAAAACUUUUAGCUGCUCGAUUAAAAGCAGCAAGAAAUAGAAAAAGAGCUAGAAUGGGGUUACCACCAGAAGAAGAUGAACCAACUCCUUCCUUACCAAUACCAGAAGAAAAAGAGAUAGAAGUAGAAGAAGUCAGUGAUAAGGAUCGUCUGUUGUUGGAGGCAAGAAAAAACCAUAUUAGACCAUGGGAUAUAGGCAAAGAAGGAGUUAAGGAACAUCAGAUAAUGACUCAAGAAGAAUGGGUAGAACAAAAGAGGGCUGACAGGCAAAAAGAGUUCGCUCCACCCACCAAUUACAGGAAAGAUUUUCGAGCAAACAUAAAACAAACUGAUAGAGAAGAUACUGAAGUCGAUAAAACUUUGACAUUUACAACUAAAAAGGCAUCCAAUUCUAGAUGGAAAUUUGAAAGGAACACAAUAAAUGAUGAAUUCAAUUAUAGCAAAUCAUCAACAUAUUUUGAAGAAAUUCAUCAAAGUCCAAAUAUUCAGCAAACCCCUAUAAAAGACUUAGAUACUGGCUUAGAUUUUGAUGAUACCCUUCUUGAAGAAUAUAAUAAAAUAAUAGGCAAUUCAAAUAAAAUUGGGGUGGAAAUUGCACCUCCUCCUACAUAUGAUUAUUAUGGUCCUAGUCAAAAUAAAAUUAGGAAACAUGAAGCGAAACAAACAAACAUUCAUGAUUCGAUAGAAGCUGGCCUUAAAUUUUUAAGAAAACAAGUUGAAGAGAAAGAAAAAUCCACAAAACACCCAGAUGAUAUAUUUUUAUUUUAAUUCCAAACAAUGUAUUGCAGCAACCUGUUUUGUUUUAUAUAAAAAAUUCAAGACAAUUAGUAGUUGUUUAUUUAAUCAUUCUACUUACAAUUUUUGAAGAGUACGUUGAUUAUAUUGUCAUUAUUGUUUUAAGGUAUAAAUUAACUACUAAAAAAUAUUUAUUGACUUCUAACAAUUACCACAUAGCUCUUUGUACACCAGAUAACUUAUUAUAAUCCGCUAAAUGUCUAAAAAUAAUUCUACUAAAUCUCCAUCGAUACACUGUUCCUCUUGGUCUAGAUGUUAUGACGCAUCUCUUUUUAGUCCUUACCAAGGCAGAAUCUCUAGGUAAGGCAGCUAUUUCUCCAUCUGCUAAUUCUCUCAAUUCUGGUGGAAGUAUGUCGUUCUUUCUAAGAGAAUUUAUUCGUAAUCUAGUUGGGGCCAAUUCAGUCGUUAACUUUCUUCUUUUUACAUCUCUGAUCAUCCAACGAUUUACCCAUUUGUUGCGGACUUGUUGAAAAUUAUGUUGUGUAUUUAAGGCCAUCAAAGGCAUCAAACCUGAUAUUUGUUUUAAUAUAUUCAUUUUUAUUAUUUUCUGUUACCUAACCUUACUUUUUACUACUGAU